UUUAUGUAAGUUCAUAAUUAAUGAUUACGGUUUUCGGCAUUAAGGGAAUGCUCAGCCGUAAUAAGUAAUCCAUGUUUGGUGUGGCGAGCGUACUUAAUUUAUUUCAUAUUGGUGGAAACCAGCGUGAGUUGGCUCGCCAGAAGAACCAGAAGAAACAGCAGGAACAACAGAAGAGAAAGAGCUCUAAUGACAAAGACUCGAAUAAGGGACUGACAUUGGAGCAGCGCAAACAAAGGCAUGUUUCUGGAAGGAAUGCUAGGGAUGCAGACCUGAUGCGACAGAAACAGAUGAAAGCCCAGAACAAGGACCAAGCUGCUGCCAGCUAAACUGCUUUGACUUUGGAUUUCAGUUUCUGUGUUAUGUACGCUGGCAGGGCAGGGAGCAAUGGACUCUAAUUCACGAAUCUUGUGGAAUGCAAUACGAACCUGGUCACUAUUGCUGAAAUUCAGCCAAACUGUAAACCACACCAGUGAGACUGCUGAACUCUCUCCGUCACACAUCUAUUCUGGUUUGAGAUCGGAACUGGAGUAAUUGUAGUGGAUGAAAUCUUGGUUGAAUUCAUUUUGCCUUCAAAGUGAAUUUUGUUGGUGAAUUUCAGUUUGUUCAAUAUUUAAGUAAUAAUAAGUCCCUGCCUUAAGAGAAACUGUUGCAUUCAUUUUGCUUAUUUUAGUUCUCUGCUUGUUAUACGUUGUGUAAUCCUUCCUGAUGUAAUGAUGUGUGGAAUAAAUCCAAUUGUUCAACCA
Messenger RNA from Cryptotermes secundus, 743 nucleotides. RefSeq names its product small EDRK-rich factor 1. NCBI's taxonomy places the organism in Eukaryota, Metazoa, Arthropoda, Insecta, Blattodea, Kalotermitidae. The coding region runs from base 72 to 326 and encodes 84 amino acids. The transcript has 3 exons. The record is from RefSeq and is a predicted model, not a curated record.